Euleptes europaea (tarantolino) is the source of this 7162-nucleotide messenger RNA. It is a transcript of the gene SPTBN2, whose product is annotated as spectrin beta, non-erythrocytic 2. The transcript is spliced from 35 exons. The record is from RefSeq and is a predicted model, not a curated record. NCBI's taxonomy places the organism in Eukaryota, Metazoa, Chordata, Lepidosauria, Squamata, Sphaerodactylidae. Gene Ontology annotation, biological process: actin cytoskeleton organization. Gene Ontology annotation, cellular component: cell junction; spectrin; cortical actin cytoskeleton. Gene Ontology annotation, molecular function: actin filament binding; phospholipid binding; structural constituent of cytoskeleton. Bases 1 to 7137 code for a protein of 2378 amino acids.
AUGUACCAGUCUGAACCAGAACUGAUGGAGGACAGCCAGAGCCCUCCUUCAACGCCUCAAGAGCUGUCCCCAGCAGCCUUCAUCAACGCAAUACAAUACGCCAAUGUGUUGGAGGGCAGGUUCAAGCAGCUUCAAGAUGAGCGAGAGGCCGUGCAGAAGAAAACCUUCACCAAAUGGGUCAACUCUCACCUGGCCCGAGUUACCUGCCGUAUCAGUGACCUUUACAGUGACUUGCGGGAUGGACGGAUGCUGCUGCGCCUGCUGGAAGUGCUCUCGGGGGAGCAGCUGCCCAAACCAACCAAAGGCCGUAUGCGCAUCCACUGCCUGGAGAACGUGGAUAAGGCCCUGCAGUUUUUGAAGGAGCAGCGCGUCCAUCUGGAGAACAUGGGCUCCCAUGACAUCGUCGAUGGCAACCACCGCCUGACUCUGGGCCUCAUCUGGACCAUCAUUCUCCGCUUCCAGAUCCAGGACAUCAGUGUGGAAACGGAGGACAACAAAGAGAAGAAAUCGGCCAAGGAUGCCUUGCUGCUUUGGUGUCAGAUGAAAACAGCUGGGUACCCAAAUGUGAAUGUCCACAAUUUCACCACCAGCUGGAGGGACGGACUGGCUUUCAAUGCAAUCGUCCACAAACACAGGCCAGACCUAAUAGACAUUGAUACCCUGAAGAAAUGCAACGCUCACUAUAACCUCCAGAAUGCCUUCAACAUUGCUGAAAAGGAGUUGGGUCUGACCAAACUCUUGGAUCCUGAAGAUGUGAACGUGGACCAGCCUGACGAAAAGUCCAUCAUUACUUACGUGGCUACCUACUACCACUACUUCUCUAAGAUGAAAGCCCUUGCCGUGGAAGGGAAACGGAUUGGGAAGGUGCUAGACUAUGCCAUUGAAGCAGACAAGCUGAUCGAGAAGUACGAGACGCUGGCCUCCGACCUUCUGCAGUGGAUUGAACAGACCAUCCUGACACUGAAUGACAGAAAGCUGGCCAAUUGCUUGAGCGGAGUGCAGAAUCAGUUGCAGGCCUUUAACACUUACCGUACUGUUGAGAAGCCGCCCAAGUUCACAGAGAAGGGGAAUCUGGAAGUUUUGCUUUUCACCAUCCAGAGUAAGAUGAGAGCCAACAACCAGAAGGUUUAUACGCCUCGAGAGGGGAGGCUCAUCUCUGACAUUAACAAGGCCUGGGAGCGUCUGGAGAAAGCCGAGCAUGAGCGAGAGCUGGCCUUGCGCAACGAACUGAUUCGGCAGGAGAAGUUGGAGCAGCUGGCAGCACGAUUUGACCGGAAAGCAGCCAUGCGUGAGACCUGGCUGAGCGAGAACCAGCGCCUGGUCUCCCAGGAUAAUUUUGGAUCAGACAUUUCGGCAGUGGAGGCAGCAGUGCGGAAACAUGAGGCUAUCGAGACGGACAUCGUGGCCUACAGCGAGCGUGUGUCAGCUGUCAAUGCCGUGGCGGCUGAGCUGGAGGCAGAGGGCUACCACGACAUCAAGCGGGUGCUGGCACGCAAGAACAAUGUGGCCAGGCUCUGGGAUUACCUGCGGGAGCUUGUGGCUGCCCGCCGGGAGCGCCUGCUGCUCCAUUUUGAGCUGCAGAAGAUGCUCCAAGACUUGGCCUACCUCAUGGAUUGGCUGGAAGAGAUGAAGGGCCGCCUUCAGUCUCAGGACUUCGGAAAACAUUUGCUUGGGGUGGAGGACCUGCUGCAGAUCCAUGCUCUGGUGGAGGCUGACAUCGCCGUCCAGGCUGAGAGGGUGAAAGCAAUCAGUGCUGCUGCCCAGCGGUUUGCUGCUCCUGGAGAAGGAUACAAAGCCUGCGAGCCCCACGUAGUUCAGGAUCGGGUGGUAACAUUGGAACGGUGCUAUCGGGAGCUGGUGGCACUGGCGGCUCAGCGGCGUGCCAAACUGGAGGAGUCGCGCCGCCUUUGGAAGUUCUUCUGGGACAUGGGCGAGGAGGAGGCCUGGAUCCGUGAGCAGAGCCAGAUCCUGUCGUCCGAUGACUUCGGCAAAGACUUGACGAGCGUGCUGCGCCUCACCAGCAAGCACAACGCCUUCUGUGAUGAGAUGAGCGGCCGCGCCGGCCCGCUGCAACAGACGGUCUCGGAGGGCCGCCAGCUGGUCGCCGAAGGCCACUUUGGGGCUGCCGAGGUGGCCGAGCGCAUCCGGGAGAUCGAAGAGCAGUGGGAGCAGCUGGAGGCCCUGUCGAGUGAACGGGAGCGCCGCCUCCAACAGGCCUCCAACCUCUACCAGUUCCAGGCAGAUGCCAAUGACAUGGAGGCCUGGCUCCUGGACGCCCUCCGCUUGGUAUCCAGCUCAGAGGUAGGCCACGAUGAAUACUCGACCCAGAGCCUGGUGAAGAAGCACAAGGAAGUGGAGGAGGAGAUUCACAACCAUCGCCCUGCCCUGGAUGCCCUGCACGAGCAGGCCCGAAGCCUACCACCUGCCUUUGCCCAUUCCCCUGAAGUGGACGGCCGUCUGCCUGCACUGGAGCAGCGCUACGAGGAGCUGGUCACCUUGGCUGAGCAUCGUAAGCAAGCCCUGCAGGAUGCCCUCAAUCUCUACAAGAUGUUCAGCGAAGCAGAUGCUUGUGGGCUCUGGAUUGGCGAAAGGGAGUACUGGAUCGAGACGAUGGAUGUCCCGGAGAAGCUGGAAGACCUUGAAGUGGUUCAGCAAAGGUUUGAGACGCUGGAGCCAGAGAUGAACAACCUGGCUUCUCGCAUUGCGGCUGUGAAUGAGAUUGCCAGCUGUCUUUUGGGCACUGACCAUAGGAACAAGGACAGUAUCCAGGGCACUCAGGAGCAGCUCAAUACCAGGUGGCAGCAGUUCCAAACCCUGGCCAGCCGCAAGAAGGAAGCUUUAACCUCAGCGCUCAGCAUCCAGAACUACUACCUGGAGUGCAAUGAGACCAAGGCUUGGAUGCGGGAGAAAACCAAGGUGAUUGAAUCCACCCAGGGCUUGGGCAACGACCUUGCAGGUGUCAUGGCACUGCAGCGCAAGCUGGCGGGCAUGGAGCGGGACCUGGAGGCCAUCCAGGGCAAAGUACAGGACCUGCGCGAAGAGGAAACCCGCCUGGCAGACCAGCACCCGGAACAGGCCACUGCCAUUUUGGACCGCUUAUCGGAGGUUGAUGGGACCUGGGAUGAGCUGCGGGAGACCAUGCGGCACCGUGAGGAGUCACUGGGAGAGGCCAGCAAGCUGCAGGCUUUCCUGCGCGACCUGGACGACUUCCAAGCGUGGCUCUUGCGCACUCAGACAGCCAUUGCCUCGGAAGACGUGCCAGCUACUCUACCGGAGGCAGAGUGCCUGUUGAGCCAGCACGAAACCAUCCGCAACGAGGUGGAUCACUACAAGGGCGACUACCGGCGUCUGCGCGCCAUUGGGGAGGAGGUGACACAAGGCCACACUGAUGCGCAGCACAUGUUCCUGCAGCAGCGCCUUCAGGCCCUCGACACUGGCUGGAACGAGCUUGGACAGAUGUGGGAGAACCGGCACCAGCUGCUCUCACGUGCCUACGGGUUCCAGAUCUUCUUGAGGGACACCAAGCAGGUGGAAGGGGUGCUAAGCAACCAGGAAUACGUGCUGACUCACACAAGCAUGCCUAGCUCCCUACAAGCUGCCGAGGCUGCCAUUAAAAAGCACGAGGAUUUCAUGAGUACCAUGGAGGCCAACGGCGAGAGGAUCAAGGGGCUGGUGGACUCAGGGCGGAAGCUCAUCAUGGAGGACAGCCUCCACGCUGACAAGGUCCAGGAGAAGGUCAAUUCCAUUGACAGCAGGCACAGGAAAAAUCAGGAAGCAGCCCAAGACCUGCUUGCCAGACUCCGCGACAAUCGGGAGUUGCAACACUUUCUGCAAGACUGCCAAGAGCUCACCCUGUGGAUCAAUGAGAAGAUGCUCUCUGCUCAGGACAUGUCGUACGACGAAGCCCGGAACCUCCACACCAAGUGGCAGAAACAUCAGGCCUUCAUGGCGGAGCUGGCGUCUAACAAGGGCUGGCUGGAGAAGAUCCAGAAGGAAGGUCAGCAGCUGACGGCAGAGAAGCCAGAGCACAAGCCUGUGGUGAAGGCCAAACUGGAUGGCUUGCAGCAGCUCUGGGAGGAGCUGGAGGCCAGCACCCAAACCAAGGCCCAGUGCCUAUUUGACGCCAACCGUGCCGAACUCUUCACACAGAGCUGCUCUGCUCUGGAAGCCUGGGUGAGCGGAUUGCAGGCCCAGCUGCACUCGGACGACUAUGGCAAGGAUCUGACCAGUGUCAACAUUUUGCUCAAGAAACAGCAGAUGCUGGAGAAUCAGAUGGGCGUUCGUGAGAAGGAGGUGGAAGGCCUCAAAGCCCAGGCAUUAGCCCUCAGCCAGGAGGACUCCAAUACCGUGGAGGUGGAUGGCAAACUGCAGGCAGUGGAGAACAAGUUUGCGGAGCUGAGGGCACCGCUGCGAGAGCGUUGCGAGAAGCUGCUGGACUCCAAGGAAGAGCACCAGUUCAACCGGGACCUGGAGGAUGAAAUCUUGUGGGUGAAAGAAAGGAUGCCCAUGGCAGUUUCCACCGACCACGGCAAAGAUCUUCCCACUGUGCAGCUGCUGAUUAAGAAGAAUCAGACCCUGCAGAAGGAGAUCCAGGGUCACCAGCCACGUAUAAACGACAUCGUGGGGCGGUGGCAGGGGCUGGCGUGCAGUGGCCUGGAAGCAGAGCUGCAGGGCCGUGUGGAGGCAUUGCAGGAAAUGUGGCAAGAGCUGCAGAAACAGGUGGAGCUGCGGCACGCGCGCCUGGAACAAGCACAGAUGGCCCAGCAGUUCUACUUCGAUGCCGCAGAGGCAGAGGCCUGGAUGGGCGAACAGGAGCUGCACAUGAUAUCAGAGGAUAAAGCAAAGGAUGAGCUGAUUGCCCAGGCCAUGGUGAAGAAGCAUCUGGUGAUGGAGCAGGCCUUGGAAGACUAUGCCCAGACCAUCCACCAGCUCUCCAUCCAGAGUCGUGAAAUGGUAAACAACGGGCACCCUGAGAGUGAGCGGAUCACCCUCCGGCAGGGCCAAGUGGACAAGCUUUACGCCAGCUUGAAGGACCUGGCUGAGGAGCGCCGUGCCAAGCUUCAGGAACAUCUCCGCCUGUGCCAGCUGAAGCGGGAGGUGGAUGACCUGGAACAGUGGAUCUCGGAGCGGGAGGUCGUGGCAGCCUCCCAUGAGCUCGGGCAGGACUACGAGCACGUCACAAUGCUGCGGGACAAGUUUCGGGAAUUCUCACGUGACACCAGCACCAUUGGCCAGGAGCGGGUGGAUGGUGUUAACCGGCUGGCGGAUGACAUGAUCUCCUCUGGUCACUCUGAAAACGCCACCAUUGCCGAGUGGAAGGACAGCCUCAACGAGGCCUGGGCAGACCUCCUGGAACUCAUCGACACCCGGAGCCAGAUGCUGGCCGCAUCUUAUGAGCUACACCGGUUCUACCAUGAUGCUCGUGAGACCCUGAGCCAGGUCCAGAACAAACAGAAGCAGCUUCCUGACGAGGUGGGGCGUGACCUCAACACCGCUGAAGCCAUGCAGCGGAUGCACAGCGCUUACGAGCAUGACAUCCAGGCGCUCAGCACCCAGGUAAAGCAGGUGCAGGACGAUGCGGCACGGCUGCAGAAGGCCUACGCGGGUGAGAAAGCGGACGACAUCCGGAGGCACGAGCAAUCCGUAAGCGAGGCUUGGGCUGACCUGCUCAGUAGCAGCAAUGGCCGCCGGCAGCUGCUUCUUGACACGGUUGACAAGUUCCGUUUUUUCCGCAUGGUGCGUGACCUGCUGCUUUGGAUGGAUGGAGUCAACCUCCAGAUAGAUGCUCAGGAGAAGCCCAGGGAUGUGUCAGCUGCUGACUUGGUCAUCAAGAACCACCAAGGAAUCAAGGCUGAAGUUGAAGCCCGGACUGACAGCUUCAACGCUUGCAUUUCCAUGGGCAAUGAGUUGCUAGCCAAGGGCCACUAUGCCUCUGACAAGAUUACAGAGAAGUUGACCCAACUUCAGGACCGGCGCAGGGAGAUCAAUGACAAAUGGCGGGAGAAGAUGGACUGGUUACAAAUAGUCAUGGAAGUGCUGAUGUUUGGACGGGACGCCAGCAUGGCCGAGGCAUGGCUCGCCAGCCAGGAGCCGAUUGUACGCUCUUCCGAGUUGGGCGGCAACGUGGAUGAGGUGGAGAAUCUCAUCAAGCGCCAUGAGGGCUUCCAGAAAUCGGUUGCCGCCUGGGAGGAGCGCUUCCUCGCGCUGGAGAAGCUAACCACGCUGGAAGAGAAUGAGCGUCGCCAGCGGGAGCAGGAAGAAGAGAGGAAAAGGAGGUCCGUGACACCACCCCUGCCAGAACCUGUAGCCACAGUGCCACAGAGCCAGCCUCUGGACAGACAGCAUGCCCCAAGCAACAGCCACGACAACAGGAGUCCAGGAGAGCGAGGUCUGUCAUUGGAGUUGCCAUCUCUGAAUGGGAUUGACCCUGAUUCUGAGUCUCCCCAGAUGUCUGAGACGUCAGGGACUGUGAAUGGGUCACGGCUGGACUCCGUGUCCAAGGGAAAGGAGCCCAGCCCAGUUCCAUCACCCAAACUCCGCCCCAAGCUGACUGCCCUUGGCACUGAUCCUGCUCAGUCAGCCACACUGCCCUUGCGAAUGCCGGAUUCCUCAGCCUCGGAACAGAUGGAGGGGAUGCUGUGUCGAAAGCAGGAAAUGGAGUCACAUAGCAAAAAAGCAGCCAACAGAUCCUGGCAGAACAUCUUUUGCAUUGUGCGGAGGGGUAGCCUGGGCUUCUACAAGGACAGCAAGUAUGCUAGCAACGGCAUCCCUUACCAUGGCGAGGUGCCCGUCAGUUUGCAGGGGGCACAGUGUAACGUUGCCUUGGACUACAAGAAGCGCAAGCAUGUCUUCAAGCUUGGGUUAAAUGAUGGCAAAGAAUAUUUAUUCCAGGCUAAGGAUGAGGCUGAGAUGAGCAGCUGGAUGCGAGUCAUCAAUGCCGCAGCCACCUCCGCCCCAACGCCGCAAGGGCUUGCAGAGGAACAGCCGCCACUCAUCAGUAAAGGAAUGACACGCACCCUGAGCAUGCCCCCCGUGUCCCCCAACAGCGGCCCCGAAGGGACCGUCACGCUGCGUAGCAAAGAGACCAAGGAAAAGGACCGUGAGAAGCGCUUCAGCUUUUUCAAGAAGAACAAAUAGGAGUCCCAUGUGGGGAACGGGUGGG